AUGGUUAAGAAUGCUAUUCUAAUUCUCUGUGGUCUUUUCAGGGUUACAGUUGCAGUAAAAGCCUACAAAAAGGCCAAGGACACAACCCCAGAGGAUUCUCCAUACUGUGAACCUCAGUUUCCCCCAACAAUGAUGAGUGAAGCAAGAAAACAACGUAUGAACUACAUGUUCCUAAAGCAGUGCGUGGAAAGUAGACCCAUUGUACCCAUUCAGCAGCAGUGGCUGGACAACAUGUCGAGCCUCGUACCACCUCAGCUCCGGCUGGGACCUGGCAGAACGGAGCUGCUGGAGGAACUGUGCGAGGAGGUCAGAGAGAAUUUCCUUAGCACCAUGGUCAGGUUCACAGUUGACAGUAUGCUUCAGAAGCCACAGAUGGAUACAGAUGCUCCUUUACAAAAAUCACCUGCACCCAAUACUCUUGAUUUCAGCAGGCCAUGGCAUAACAGCUUCAUCAGGAGUCGAAAGAAGAUCAAAGAGAAUUUGCACAUCCUACACCCAGUAAUGAAAGUCAUUUUGGAUACCUGUUACAUAACAUUUUCUCAGCUGCUCCUGGUUGAUAUCUCAGACUGCAGGUCUAAAGGCCCUGUGGGCUGUAAGAACCUAAAGAACAAAGUGUCGGUGGAGUGUGCGAAACUCGAGGAAAAGCUCAUGGACACCUGGUUCCCAAAGGUUAUUCACUUGCUCACCAGCAAGAACACAGUGCAAAGAAUCAGACGAGAGAAGCUGGAUGCCUUUUAUAACUGUGCUUCAACACUUCUCUCCAAUCAGCUGAAGGCUCUGAUUGAGAGAAGUGUGGAGGCAUUUGUUAGUCUGUUUGAACCCCUCAGCAAGCAGAAGCUUCCCCGUUUCAAGAUGGACUUGACCUUUGAUGAUGAGAAGAUGGACUUCUAUCCCAGCUUUGAGGAUUUGGAGGAGGCUGUGUUAGAGAUUCUCAACUCCAUCAUCCAUACUUUGCAGAAUGUCCAGACUGUUCAGUCCUGGCUAGAUGCGGCGAAUAAUUCGGUGGUUGAUGCUAAGCUGGCAGACCACAUUGUCAUGUGGGCACAGACUACACUGAAGAACGCUGUCCGUGAAAACCUAGAGGCACCCGCAAAACACUUUCAGUAUUAUUUUGACAACUAUGAUUGGCUAGUCAAUGGAAGUGCACAGAAUCUGGUAGAGAAAUUUAUGAAGGAGGAGCACUGUUUUGAUCAGUAUACUGAGCAAGUGGAGGUGUUCCGUACUCUGUCCAAAGAGAUCUCCAGCCUUCCCGCAGUGGUUUAUUUUGACAUGAUCUGCUUGGACUGUGAGGAACUCAAACAAGGGCUGGCAAAGAAAGCACAGACUUUUGCUCAAAUCCUUGUGGCACGACUGAUCAGCACACAUCGUGAACAAUGCCUUCAGAUCUGUAAAGAGUUUGAGACCAUUCGGGACAAGGCUAUAAAAAACCCAAACACAACAGAAGACAUGACAGAGAUGAUCACGUAUAUUGGUUAUGCCAAAACCAAAGGAAUAGAACAGCUGAGCAGUAAGAUAAUGGAAACAUUUCGUAGAUUAAAUUACCUACUGGAUGUACACAUAUUUGAUGCAGAAGACUUGGAGCUUCAUUCAACAGUGCUGCUGUGGCCACAAAAUAUUAAUCCAAUUUUUGAGCUCAGUGCUGAGGUGUUGGAAAAAGCCAAGCAGAAAGGUGAGCAGGAGCUGCUGGGUAGAAGGGAGAAGUUGAUGCUGGAGCUUGAGAAACUCGGCCGAAGGACUGAGGAGUAUGCAGAAUGCUCAGAACUGGAUAUGAUGCAACAGUAUGUGAUAGAUGUAAGAACAGUACAGAAGAGGCUUCAGGAAAUUGAAGAGUCGAUUGUCUUCAUCAACAAAGAGGAGGCUCUGUACAAUUGGGACCUAACUGUUUAUCCAGAGGUUGAUAUGAUCAAGGAGAACAUUGAUCCAUAUCAGAAGCUGUUUGGGCUUGUACUAAAAUGGCAGCGCACUGAGAAGAGAUGGAUGGAUGGUUCCUUCUUAGAUUUGAAUGGUGAAAGCAUGGAGGUAGAGGUGGAUGAGUUUCUUCGAGAAAUCUACAAGUGUCAAAAAAUGUUCCAGCAGAAACGGAAGAAGGCUGAGCAGGAGAGCGAGAAUGUGGCUGCGGUAAAGAGACAGCCUGGAGAAGAAGAUGGAGACAAACAGGAGAGUCCUACUGCUGCGGUCUGCUGCAGAGUCAUAGAGCAAAUUAAAGAAUUCAAGGAGCACAUCCCAACAGUGUCCAUACUGUGUAAUCCUGGAAUUAGGGUUCGACACUGGGAGCAGAUGUCAGAGAUUGUGAACUAUGACAUGAUGCCCAACUCAGGCACCACACUGCGUAAAGUCCUUAAACAAAAUCUCACCCCUUACAUGGAGCAGUUUGAGACCAUCAGUGCAGCUGCCAGCAAAGAAUUCUCUCUGAAGAAGGCCAUGCAGAAUAUGGUGGAGGCCUGGGAUGGCAUGUCAUUCCAUCAUCAUGCAUACAGGGAGUCUGGUGUGUCUAUCCUUACUGCAGUGGAUGAAAUUCAGACUAUGUUGGAUGACCAGAUAGUGAAAACCCAGACUAUGAGAGGCUCCCCUUUUAUCAAACCUUUUGAGGCAGAGAUCAAGGCCUGGGAAGAACGUUUGAUCCAUAUCCAGGACACCAUAGAUGAGUGGCUAAAGGUACAGGCCCAGUGGCUCUACUUGGAGCCCAUCUUUAGCUCACAGGACAUCAUGCAGCAGAUGCCUGAAGAGGGACGGUUAUUCCAGAUGGUGGACAGACACUGGAAGGAAGUUAUGAAACACUGUGUGAAAGACUCAAAGGUUUUAGCAGCAACUUCGCUAUCUGGCUUACUUGAGAAGCUUCAGGACUCAAAUAACCUUCUAGAGCAAAUUAUGAAGGGACUGAAUGCUUACCUUGAGAAGAAAAGACUGUUCUUCCCACGUUUUUUCUUCCUGUCAAAUGAUGAGAUGCUGGAAAUCCUCUCUGAAACCAAGGACCCUCUGCGUGUACAGCCUCACCUGAAAAAGUGCUUUGAGGGCAUUGCCAAGCUGGAUUUCCUGCCCAACUUAGACAUCCAGGCCAUGUACAGUAGUGAGGGUGAGCGCGUGGGCCUGAUUCAGCUGAUCUCCACUUCUGAGGCACGGGGAGCAGUGGAGAAGUGGCUUGUGCAGGUGGAGGAUAUGAUGCUGCGUAGUGUCAGGGAUGUAAUUAACCGAGCCAGACUGGCUUAUCCAGAGUCCAAGAGGAGUCAGUGGGUUUGUGACUGGCCUGGCCAGGUGGUGCUCUGUACCUCUCAAAUAUACUGGACCCUAGAAGUGCAUGAUGCUAUCAGGAGUGGAAUAAAUGGUCUGAAGAAUUACUAUGAUCAGCUGCAGAGCCAGCUGAAUGACAUUGUGGAGCUAGUCAGGGGAAAACUGCCCAAACAGACUCGUACUACCCUAGGAGCACUGGUCACUAUAGAUGUGCAUGCCCGUGAUGUUGUAAUGGAAAUGAUCCAGAAAGGUGUUUCUUGUGACACAGACUUCCAAUGGUUAGCACAGCUACGUUACUACUGGAAAGAUGAAAAUGUCCGUGUCUGUAUCAUAAAUUGUGAUGUCAAAUAUGCUUAUGAGUAUUUGGGAAAUUCGCCUCGUUUGGUCAUCACACCUUUAACAGACCGAUGCUACCGAACUUUGAUUGGAGCAUUUUAUCUGAAUUUAGGUGGGGCUCCUGAAGGCCCUGCAGGAACAGGAAAGACGGAGACCACUAAAGACUUGGCCAAAGCCCUUGCUGUGCAGUGUGUAGUGUUCAACUGCUCUGAUGGACUUGACUACCUAGCCAUGGGGAAAUUCUUUAAAGGACUGGCAUCCUCGGGGGCAUGGGCAUGCUUUGAUGAGUUUAACCGUAUUGAGCUGGAGGUGCUUUCUGUGGUGGCACAGCAGAUCUUGUGCAUUCAGAGAGCCAUUGAGAUGAAGCUGGAGGUUUUUGAUUUUGAGGGUACAGAGCUUCGCCUCAAUCCCAACUGCUUUGUAGCCAUCACCAUGAACCCUGGAUAUGCAGGAAGAUCAGAGCUUCCUGAUAACCUGAAAGUUUUGUUUAGAACAGUGGCAAUGAUGGUACCCAACUAUGCUCUGAUCGCAGAGAUCUCCCUUUAUUCUUAUGGCUUCUUGAAUGCCAAACCACUUUCAGUGAAGAUAGUAAUGACCUACAGGUUGUGUUCUGAGCAGUUGUCCUCCCAGUUCCACUACGAUUAUGGAAUGAGAGCUGUCAAAGCAGUACUUGUGGCAGCAGGGAACCUCAAACUCAAAUUUCCAAAUGAAAAUGAAGAUAUUCUUCUUCUACGGUCCAUCAAGGAUGUGAAUGAGCCCAAGUUUCUCUCCCAUGAUAUCCCUCUCUUUAAUGGAAUUACCAGUGACCUCUUCCCUGGAGUUUCUCUGCCCAUGGCCGACUAUCAGCUCAUUCUCGCUUGUGUUCAUGAAUGCUGUAUAAAGCACAAUGUCCAGCCUGUGGACAUUUUCCUGGAUAAAAUUAUACAGACUUACGAGAUGAUGAUUGUACGCCACGGGUUCAUGCUUGUUGGUGAACCUUUUGCUGGCAAAACCAAAGUGCUCCAUGUUUUAGCUGACACACUCACGCUUAUGAAUGAGAGGGGCUACAAUGAAGAGGAGAAAGUCCAAUAUCUCACCAUCAACCCUAAAGCCAUUACAAUGGGCCAGCUUUUUGGUCAGUUUGAUCCAGUGUCUCAUGAGUGGACUGAUGGGAUUGUGGCAAAUACAUUUCGGGAGUUUGCCUCAGCCGAGACCCCAGACAGGAAGUGGGUGGUGUUUGAUGGACCAAUUGACACACUUUGGAUUGAGAGCAUGAACACUGUAUUGGAUGACAACAAAAAGUUGUGCCUCAUGAGUGGAGAAAUUAUCCAGAUGUCCAAUCAAAUGAGUCUGAUUUUUGAGGCAAUGGACCUAUCACAGGCUUCACCAGCCACAGUGAGCCGUUGUGGAAUGAUCUAUAUGGAGCCGUCUCAGCUGGGAUGGCCUCCUCUGGUGUCAUCCUGGUUAAAAACUCUACCCCAGCCUCUUCAGACCCCAGAGAAUUCCACGCUGCUGCUGGAGCUGUUUAAUUGGCUGAUCCCCCCAGCACAAAGGAUGUUAAGAAAAAACUGUAAGGAAGUUGUCUCCACCAGUAACAGUAAUACAGUUGUGUCUCUUACACGACUCUUUGAAAUGCUUCUUACGGAACCUGUAAAUGAAGAGCCUGGAAACAAGAAUAUUCGUACAUGGAUUAUGGCUGCCUUUGCCUUUUCUUUGGUGUGGUCUGUUGGUGGAAGCUGUGAUGGUGACAGUCGUGAAAGAUUUGAUAAGUUUCUGAGGGAAAUCAUAAUGGGGAAAUCAGACCAGCACCCAAUCCCUGCCUCUGUCUCAAAAUGGGAAUGCUCUUUCGAUGAGAAAGGUCUCGUUUAUGACUAUUCUUAUGAGUUCAAAGGGAAAGGCCGUUGGAUUCAUUGGAAUGAAUCAAUAAAGAAUGUCACGUUAGGGGACAAGAACACCAAAGUGCAAGACAUCAUUGUCCCUACAAUUGAUACAGUGCGCUACACCUACCUAAUGGACCGCUGUAUUAGUUAUGGAAUGCCUCUUCUUUUUGUUGGCCCCACUGGCACUGGAAAGUCUGUUUAUGUGAAGGAGAAACUGAUGAACAGCCUAGACAAGGACCACUACCUUCCAUUCUUUAUUAACUUUUCAGCUCGCACUAGUGCUAACCAGACUCAGAACUUAAUUAUGUCCAGGCUGGAUAAGAGAAGAAAGGGAGUAUUUGGACCUCCGAUGGGAAAGAAAUGCAUUAUUUUUGUGGAUGAUGUGAACAUGCCAGCAAUGGAAGUGUUUGGUGCGCAGCCUCCUAUUGAACUGCUUCGUCAGUAUUUUGACCAUGGGAAUUGGUAUGACCUAAAAGACGCCUCCAAAAUCACUUUGGUUGAUCUGCAACUGAUCGCAGCUAUGGGUCCCCCUGGUGGUGGGAGGAAUGCGGUGACCCCUCGUUUCCUGCGUCACUUUAACAUUUGUAGCAUCAAUGCAUUCAGUGAUGACACCAUGUCACGAAUAUUCUCUAAUGUGGUUACCUUUUACUUCCGUAACAAUGGUUUCCCACCUGACAGCUUCACCGUAGGCAACCAGAUAGUUUCUGCUACCUUGGAGGUUUAUAAAAAAGCAAUGCAAAACCUCCUUCCCACCCCUGCUAAAUCUCAUUACACGUUCAACCUGAGAGAUUUCUCACGUGUAGUACAGGGCUGCCUGCUACUAAAGAAGGAAUCUGUGGAGAGCAAGCACACCUUGAUUCGCCUGUUUGUUCAUGAGGUGUUUAGAGUCUUCUACGAUCGCCUGGUGAAUGCUGAGGACCAAGCGUGGCUCUACAGACUAAUGAACACUAUUGUAAAAGAACAUUUUAAGGAAAACUUUGACACAGUCUUUGAGCACCUCAAAUCUGACAAAAAAUCUCUGUGUGAGGAGGACAUGAGGAGCUUGUUAUUUGGAGAUUACAUGACUCGUGAUGUGGAUCCCAGUGAGAGAAUAUACGCAGAGGUUCCCAGCAUGGAGAGCUUCAGUCAGGUGGUGGAGUCCUGUCUGGCAGAGUACAAUCAGACACACAAGAACCGUAUGAACCUGGUCAUCUUUCGCUAUGUCCUAGAGCACUUGUCCAGGAUCAGCCGUGUGCUGAAGCAGCCUGGAGGAAAUGCUCUGCUGGUGGGAGUUGGUGGAAGUGGCCGUCAGUCCAUCACUAAACUGGCCACCUUCAUGGCUGGCAUGACUCUGUUCCAGCCUGAGAUUUCUAAGAACUAUGGCAUGAAUGAGUGGAGAGAUGACCUUAAGCUUUUGCUGAAGAGAGCAGGUGUGAAGGGCGAGAAGACAGUGUUCCUGCUUACGGAUGCUCAAAUAAAAGAGGAGGCCUUUUUAGAAGAUGUGGACAGUGUGUUAAACACCGGCGAGGUUCCAAACAUAUUUGCUGUGGAUGAGAAGCAAGAGAUAAUGGAGGCAGUGCGGCCCAUAGCCCAGGCUGGUAAUAAGAAUUUAGAGUUCAGUCCUCUGGCUCUGUUUGCCUACUUUGUAAACCGCUGCAGAGAGAACUUGCACAUAGUAGUGGCAUUCAGCCCUAUUGGAGAUGCCUUUAGAAACCGCCUGAGGCAAUUCCCAUCUCUUAUCAACUGCUGCACAAUCAAUUGGUUCCAGCCAUGGCCAGAAGAGGCAUUGGAGCGAGUUGCCAAGAAGUUUUUAGAGACUCUAGAGAUGAGUGACCAUGAACGGCUAGAAGUUAUGUUAAUCUGCAAGACUUUCCAUACUUCUGCUACUGAUCUGUCCAAAAGGUUUCUGUCUGAGCUUGGUCGCCAUAAUUAUGUGACUCCCACUUCCUACUUGGAGCUGAUAGCUGCAUUUCAGCUGCUACUUACUCAGAAACGGGACACUGUAAUGAAGGCAAAGAAGAGGUACACUAAUGGGCUAGACAAACUGGCUUUUGCUGAGUCUCAGGUGGGUGAAAUGAAGAAGGAGCUUGUAGAUCUUCAGCCCAAACUGGAACAGGCCAAGAUUGACAACACCAGUAUAAUGAAGGUGAUAGAGGUAGAGUCAGUGGAAGUGGAGGCUAAGAGUAAAGUUGUGCGUGUGGAUGAGGAGGCAGCUACUCAAAAGGCAAACGAAGCUCAGGCUCUGAAGAAUGAGUGUGAGAGUGACCUUGCUGAGGCCAUCCCUGCUCUGGAGGCAGCUCUUUCUGCUCUUGAUACUCUGAAGCCCUCUGACAUUACAAUUGUAAAAUCUAUGAAAAACCCUCCAUCUGGAGUGAAGCUUGUGAUGGCAGCAGUGUGUGUAAUGAAGGAUAUUAAGCCUGAGAAAAUCAAUGACCCUGCAGGAACAGGAAAGAAGGUAGAAGACUAUUGGGGUCCAAGCAAGAAAUUGCUGGGUGACAUGAAUUUCCUCAGGGACCUGAAAGAAUAUGACAAGGACAACAUUCCUGCACCAGUCAUGCACAAAAUCCGUAGUGAGUAUAUGACCAACCCCGACUUUGACCCUACAAAAGUUGCCAAGGCUUCCUCUGCAGCUGAGGGUCUGUGCAAAUGGAUCACUUCUAUGGAGGUUUAUGACAGAGUGGCAAAGGUAGUGGCUCCUAAGAAGGCUAAUCUGGCUGUGGCACAGCAGUCACUGGCUGCUACUAUGGCCCUGCUGAAUCAAAAGAGAGCAGAGCUGAAAGAAGUGGAGGACCGCUUGGCUUCCCUGCAGAAAACAUUUGAGGAGAAGACUGAAGAAAAGGCUCAGCUAGAAUUCCAGGUGGACCUUUGUGCCCGCAAGCUGGAGAGAGCUGAAAAGCUCAUCGGGGGCUUAGGAGGAGAAAAGACCAGGUGGUCUAAAUCUGCAGAUGAACUUCAGAACAUGUAUGAUAAUUUGACAGGGGACGUGCUGAUUUCUGCUGGUGUAAUUGCUUACCUCGGAGCCUUUACUGCUGGCUUCCGCCAGGAUUGCACCAGGGACUGGACUAAGCUCUGUAAGUCCAAGAAGAUCCCAUCCUCAGAUGACUUCUGUCUGAGUAAAACCCUUGGUGACCCUAUCAAGAUCAGGGCCUGGAACAUCUCUGGUCUACCCACUGAUAGUUUCUCCAUCGACAAUGGAGUCAUAGUGAGCAACUCCAGAAGAUGGCCUUUGAUGAUUGACCCACAGGGUCAGGCCAACAAAUGGGUGAAAAACUCAGAGAGAGAGAACAAUCUCACUGUGAUAAAACUCACUGAUGCAGACUAUAUGAGGACCCUGGAGAACUGCAUCCAGUUUGGAACUCCACUGCUGUUAGAGAAUGUGGGAGAAGAACUGGACCCCUCUAUAGAGCCCUUACUGCUCAAACAAAUAUUUAAACAAGGAGGCAUGGACUGCAUUAGGCUGGGGGAGAGUGUGAUUGAGUACUCCAGUGAUUUCCGGUUUUAUAUCACUACUAAGCUUAGAAACCCUCAUUAUCUCCCUGAGCUGGCUACCAAAGUGUCCCUGCUCAACUUCAUGAUCACUCCAGAGGGUCUGGAGGACCAGUUGCUGGGCAUUGUGGUGGCAAAAGAGAGGCCAGAGUUGGAAGAGGAGAGGAAUGUUCUCAUUCUUCAAUCUGCUGCCAAUAAGAAGCAGCUGAAGGAAAUUGAGGACAAAAUCCUGGAGACUUUACAGUCCUCAGAGGGGAAUAUACUGGAGGACGAGACUGCUAUUCAGAUCCUAGACUCCGCAAAGAUAAUGUCUAAUGAGAUCUCCAAGAAACAGCAGAUCGCAGAGAAGACUGAAAUGAAAAUAGCAGAGUCUAGGGAAGGCUACAGAGCCAUUGCCAAGCACUCAUCCAUCCUGUUUUUCAGCAUUGCAGACCUGACCAACAUUGACCCCAUGUAUCAAUACUCACUUAGUUGGUUUGUCAACCUAUAUAUCAACUCCAUACAGGACAGGUAACCAGAUAUAUGUUGAUAGACUCAUUUAUUUGAGCAGUGUUUCAGAGUUUAUAAGUAUUUUUUUUUCUCUGUCCAUGUGGCACAUCCAUGUGGUUAAUUAGCAUGCACUCUAUGUUUUAGUAACAAGUCAAAGAUUCUAGAGAAGAGACUGAGAUACCUGAUUGAUCACUUUACCUACAACCUAUACUGCAACGUGUGUCGCUCUCUCUUUGAGAAGGACAAACUGCUCUUCUCCUUCCUCCUCUGCUGCAAUCUGCUCUUGGCUAAGAAGGAGAUUAAGUACUCGGAGUUCAUGUUCCUGCUCACAGGUGGAGUGGGUCUACAGAAUGAUGUGCCCAAUCCUGAUCCCAGCUGGCUCCAAGAGAAGAGCUGGGAUGAGAUCUGUCGAGCCAGUGAACUACCUGGCCUACAGGGCCUCAGAGAGAGUGUCAUCAAGACACCUGAGAGCUUCCUGCCUAUUUAUGAUAGUAAGCAGCCUUAUAACACUCCGUUACCGAGGCCAUGGUGUGACAAACUUAAUGACUUUCAGAAAAUGAUCAUCUACCGCUGCCUCAGGCCAGAUAAAAUUGAACCAGCCAUUGCCAGUUAUGUGACUGACAAACUGGGCAAAAAGUUUGUUGAACCACCGCCGUUUGAUCUAAGUAGGAGUUACAAUGAUUCUAAUUCGACCAUUCCACUGGUGUUUGUGCUCUCUCCUGGCGCAGACCCUAUGGCCAGUUUACUGAAGUUUGCAAAUGAUAAGAACAUGAGUGGUACAAAGUUCAAGUCAAUUUCUCUUGGACAGGGUCAGGGUCCUAUAGCUGUAAAGUUGAUUCAGUCUGCCAUGAAAGAAGGCACGUGGGUUUGCCUACAGAACUGUCACUUGGCUGUAUCUUGGAUGUCCACACUUGAGAAGAUCUGUGAAGACUUCAGCCCAGACACAUGCCACCCAGACUUCCGCCUCUGGCUCACCAGCUACCCCUCCCCCAUGUUUCCAGUGACCAUCUUGCAGAAUGGAGUAAAAAUGACAAAUGAGCCUCCCACAGGCCUAAGGCUGAAUCUGCUACAGUCCUAUCUAUCCGACCCUAUCUCAGACCCUGAGUUCUUCUCAGCAUGUCCAAGCAAAGAACUUGUUUGGGAAAAGCUUCUGUAUGGGGUUUGCUUCUUCCAUGCCCUUGUCCAGGAAAGGAAGAAAUUUGGACCACUUGGUUGGAACAUUCCAUAUGGAUUUAAUGAAUCAGAUCUGCGUAUUAGCAUCAGGCAAUUGCAGCUCUUCGUGAAUGAGUAUGAGGAGGUUCCCUUUGAGGCCAUCACAUAUCUGACUGGAGAGUGUAACUAUGGUGGGCGGGUGACAGAUGACUGGGACCGCCGCCUCCUCCUGACCAUCUUGGCUGACUUCUACAAUAAGGACAUCAUCAAGAACCCCCGUUACAACUUCUCUCCUAGUGGAAAAUACUAUGCACCUCCAAAGUCCAUUCAUGAAGACUAUGUGGAGUUUAUCAAGAAUCUGCCCUUCACCCAGCAUCCAGAGGUGUUUGGUAUGCAUGAGAAUGUAGACAUCUCUAAAGACCUGCAGCAGACCAAACUCCUGUUUGACUCCCUGAUCCUGACUCAGGGAGGUGGCUCAAAGGGAGGAGGAAGUUCUGGAGGUGACAGCAACCUGCUGGAUAUUGCUAGUGACAUCCUAUCUAAACUUCCAGAAAACUUUAACAUUGAGGCUGCCCUUGCCAAAUUCCCAGUGCGGUAUGAAGAGAGCAUGAACACGGUGCUUGUUCAGGAGAUGGAACGAUAUAAUAAUUUGUGCCAAACAAUUUGUGUGAGCCUGCAGAACCUGCUGAAGGCCAUUAAGGGGCUCGUUGUAAUGGAUGCAGAGCUGGAGGCAAUAGCAAGCAGCCUGCUUGUGGGAAAAGUGCCAGAGAAGUGGGCGAAGCGCUCCUACCCCAGUCUGAAGCCGCUGGGCAGCUACAUCACUGACUUACUUGCUAGGCUUAAAUUUCUGCAGGACUGGUAUGAGACAACCAAGCCCAGUGUUUUCUGGCUGUCUGGAUUCUUCUUUACUCAAGCUUUCCUGACAGGAGCCAUGCAGAACUAUGCCAGGAAAUACUCGAUCCCCAUUGACCUCCUUGUAUUUGACUAUGAGGUUAUGCCAUUUGAUACCUCAACCACCUCCCCUGAAGAUGGAGUCUAUAUUCAUGGCCUUUUCCUGGAUGGAGCCAGAUGGGAUAAAAAAAAUGGUGUCUUAGCUGAACAGUACCCCAAAAUUCUGUUUGACGCAGUCCCCAUAAUAUGGAUAAAGCCGACGGAUAAGCGGAUUAUAACACAACCCAAGAACAUAUAUGUGUGUCCUCUCUAUAAGACCAGCGAGCGUAAGGGAACUUUGUCCACCACAGGUCACUCCACUAACUUUGUCAUCUCCAUGAUUCUACCCACAAGCAAGCACCCAGAGCACUGGAUUAAGAGAGGGGUGGCUAUGCUCUGCCAGCUUGACAAUUAAUGACAUAUCUUGUGACAUAUCUUGUGCAGUGUAAUGAAUUUUACAUAGGGGAUAACUUGUAAUAACCACCUGCAUACUUUGUUUGGAAGAAUUUACACUUUGCCUAAUGUAGAAAUGAAACGGUUACCGGUUUCACGAUAAGAUAAAAUAAAGAUAAAAUUCCCUGACGGUUAGUAUUAAAGUGUCACAUUUAAUUAUCAUUAAAACUGUGUGCGAUUAUUGUGAUUUGUAAAACUUGUAGUAAAUGAUGUCCACACACACCCAGCAUAAGUCUGACACAGGCGCAGCAUGCAACGUUGUUUUUUUUUAGCGUGAAAACGGACACUACAAUUAAAAACUGAAUGAGUCUGCUCAAAUCGGCGUGAGCCGAAUGAGCCAGAGUCACAGCACAGAUUCGCAGGAGUCAGAUUUCAUUUAUCACUUGACGAAAGUAAGGCGAGCUGACUGACUGGAAGAUUGAGGCGAGCUGACUGACAGGAUUAGUGAGGCGAGCUGACUGACAAGACGAUGGCGGUAGAUUUGGUUUAAUAUAAGCAAGUUUAUCAUUGUACUGUUUGUUGUUGUAGCGUUUUUCAUUAAGAAUAAUAAUGAACCCACCAUUCAAGCAAUUGCCGUUAAUUCAAAAGUGAAAUGCAUAGCCACAUGGGCAUUCCUAAGCUAUUUAAAAGCGAGGGGGGAAAAAAGGGAAAAGUGCCAACGAAGUGCCAAAGCCCCCUUUCGCAGCAACUUUCUUCUGGCAAGCUCUGCAGACAGGGUUACCAUCUUCGAUUAAGUUUCCCUCUGCAUUUUAUAAAAUCCAAAAUAUGACCACACUUCGGAUUGGUCCACUUGGAAGGUUGGGAAUUCUCCCAAGCGCUGUCAGUGCCUUCCGCCAUGUUCUCUAAUUGAACUAAAUGAUUUUUAUUAUUACAAAAAAAGCAAAACAACAGUGGGGGCGGAGCCGCGGUGGGCAAGUGAUGUAAUCGGCGUGUGGCCAAACACAAAUAUAAAACCUGUUUAAAUGAUUUCAGUGUGUGUAUCAGUAGGGCUGCACGAUUAUGGCCAAAAUGAUAAUCCCGAUUAUUUUGAUCAAUAUUAAGAUCUUGAUUAUUUAUCACGAUUACUAAUUGAUUUUAGUGACAACAUAUUUUUAUUGCACUUUCACAUUUAUUUAGUUUUCUCAUGCCACAAUAUAAAACAUAAGUUGGCAUGAGAAAACUUGAGCUGGUCUAUUAUGACAGAAUUUAGGAACAUAGUGUGAGCCGUGACAAAUUAAUUUACCUUCUGAUAAACUAAGUUUUAUAUUUUCAGUUAAUUUUACAGACUGUAUGCAAAAAACAACAACCGUUAACCUGUUCCACCUUGUAAACAAAUACAAUAAACAUCAAUGUUCAGUGUUUGAAGUCUGCUCCUCUUAAAUAUAUUUAAAGCUACACUAUUAGACAUUUUCCGCUGUCAUGGUUCUGGGCUGGAAUCAGUUCUCGAACCACUCUGUGUAUAUUGUGUAUAUAUCUGAAUAAUCUCUCAUAGGAACUGAUUGGGUGAGUUCAUUUACCCAUCAGAUGGGAAGCCCUUUAGUUUAAUGGUGUUAAAUAGUUUAGUUUAAUACUAUUAUUAAACUAGUAGUUUAGUUUAAUACUGAUGCGCCAAUCAGGAUUUUUACAGCCGAUACCGAUCCAGAUACCAAUCUUUUUUUUGUUUAAACUUUAAUCAGGAGGUCUAUCUUAAACUGUUAAAUGUAAGCUCUCUGCUCAUGAUCACUGUUAAUUGAGUUAAAAUAAUAGCAAUGAGAUACUGCUGGUUAAUUGAUAAAUAAACAAGCAUAAAAAAAUUAUUUUUAAAUAUCUUAAAAACAAUAGAGAGUCCUAAUUAAAAGUAUACUAACACAAAAAUUAUCCAUAUUAGGAAAAAGGUUAAUAGCUUUCUAAGUAAAUAGCGAACUAAGUUUAAUGUCAAAUUGAUAUUAAAUGCAACCCAUAGU
This is a messenger RNA of Ictalurus furcatus (blue catfish), 13834 nucleotides long. RefSeq names its product dynein, axonemal, heavy chain 12 (gene dnah12). Gene Ontology annotation, cellular component: dynein complex. Gene Ontology annotation, molecular function: dynein intermediate chain binding; dynein light intermediate chain binding; ATP hydrolysis activity. Gene Ontology annotation, biological process: microtubule-based movement. NCBI's taxonomy places the organism in Eukaryota, Metazoa, Chordata, Actinopteri, Siluriformes, Ictaluridae. The record is from RefSeq and is a predicted model, not a curated record. The transcript is spliced from 72 exons.